Messenger RNA from Leptopilina boulardi, 1782 nucleotides. Its product is annotated as histidine-rich glycoprotein-like. NCBI's taxonomy places the organism in Eukaryota, Metazoa, Arthropoda, Insecta, Hymenoptera, Figitidae. Bases 1 to 1782 code for a protein of 593 amino acids. The transcript is spliced from 2 exons. The record is from RefSeq and is a predicted model, not a curated record.
AUGGAAAGUCUGAUAUUAUUAAUGAUAUUGUAUCGUAGAAAUCGACAUUUGUAUGUAAUUUUUCACGUGCCUAUUGUUAUAAGUCCUUACGAUAUUUCUACAUCAAUAUGGGUCCUCGGGCUAUUAGCAGCAGCCGGUUUCACAGCUGGACUAGAUCCAAAAGCAACAAUCCAAGAACCAGUACAACCUGUUAUUUUAUCAACAGAACCGCCAAGAACAAUAAGACAAUUAAAACCCGAACAACAAUUUGGAAGUCAUCAAAAACGACAACUUGAUGAUUUCAAUAUUGGCAACUUUGAUGAUAAUUCACCCCUCGAAUCACCCGGGCCAAUUGAUUUUGAUCUAAAAAAUCCACCCGACAUAGGAGACUCUAAAUUAAGUAGAAAUCAUUACAACACUUUUGGUCAUCAUGGUCAUCAUGAUCACAAUGAUCAUCACCAUCACGCUCAUCAUAGUCACAAACACGGUCAUCAUCACGACAAUAAACACGAUCACAAACACGGCCAUCAUCAUCACCACGGACACAAACACGGUCAUCACCAUCAUCACAAACACGGACAUCAUCACAAGGCUGAUCAUAAACAUCACGAAGAUCACAAACACGGUCAUCAUCAUCAUCACAAACACGGACAUCAUCAUGGACACAAGCACGGUCAUCAUGAAGAUCAUAAACACCAUCACGGUCAUCACCACAAGCAUCAUCAUGGUCACAAACACGGACACAAACAUGGUCACAAACACGGUCAUCACCACGGCCAUCAUCACGGACACCAUCAUGAACAUCACUCAAAACACGAACAUCACGAAGAACACAAACACCAUGGCGAACAUCAUCAUCAUCACAAACACGCCCACAAAAAUGAACACCACCAUCAUCACGAUCACCAUCACGUCAAUGAACAUCAUCACCAUCACACUCACAAAGAAAAAGAAAGUCAUCACCAUCAUCACGGACACGAACACAAAGAGGGACACAAACACGGACACAAGCACGGUCAUCAUCACGGACAUCAUCAUCACCACAAACACGGUCAUCACGAGAAACAUCAUCACGGACAUCACGAGGAUCAUCAUCACAAGCAUGGACAUCAUCACAAACACGGACAUCACGAGCAUCACAAACACGGACAUCAUCAGGAUCAUCAUCACAAGCAUGGACAUCAUCACAAACACGGUCAUCAUGAAGAACACAAACACGGACAUCACGAGCAUCACAAACAUGGACAUCACGAGCACCAUCAUCAUAAACAUGGUCAUCAUCACAAACACGGACACAAGGAAGAUCAUCAUCAUCACCACCAUGAGGAUCAUAAACACCAUCAUCAUGAGGAUCACAAGCAUCAUCAUCAUGAGCAUCACAAACAUGGACAUCAUCACAAGCAAGAACACAAACAUGGUCAUCAUCAUAAACACCAUCACGAUCAUCAUGAACAUCACAAGCAUCACGAGGAUCAUAAACAUCACGAGGGACAUAAACACAAACACGAUCAUCAUCAUGGACAUAAGCAUCAUCAUGACGAUCAUCACAAGCACAAGCAUCAUGAGGAUCAUCAUCAUAAACAUCACGAGGAUCAUCAUCAUCAUGGUUUUGAGAAACAUCUACAUCAUUCACAUGGACAUAGGACAUUUGAAAAUCCAUUCGCUGGAGCACCAAAUCUCGAGGAAUACGUUUUUCCUGAUGCUAGUGUGCCUAUUGGAUCGAAGACAGCAAUUGUUGCACCUAAAUUUGUCAAUGCUCCAACAAUUGUUGAAAGUACCAGUCCCUUCUCGACACGAGUAUGA